Messenger RNA from Vicugna pacos (alpaca), 3404 nucleotides. RefSeq names its product calcium voltage-gated channel auxiliary subunit gamma 5 (gene CACNG5). Gene Ontology annotation, cellular component: AMPA glutamate receptor complex; postsynaptic density membrane. Gene Ontology annotation, molecular function: voltage-gated calcium channel activity; channel regulator activity. Gene Ontology annotation, biological process: postsynaptic neurotransmitter receptor diffusion trapping; transmission of nerve impulse; positive regulation of synaptic transmission, glutamatergic. NCBI's taxonomy places the organism in Eukaryota, Metazoa, Chordata, Mammalia, Artiodactyla, Camelidae. The record is from RefSeq and is a predicted model, not a curated record.
ACUGGCGCGGAGCGGUUCGUGCGGACGCGACGGGGCGGGCGCCCCCGGGAGCCUGGCGCGGUACCGAGCCCGCGAGGGACGUUCGAGCAGGGUCAGGUGCCCCUGCGGGUCCAGCGAGAGCCCACUCACCGCGGCUGGCACCGCGGCUGCGGGCCGCACGCUGACCGUCGGGAAGAUGAGUGCCUGCGGAAGGAAGGCCCUGACCCUGCUGAGCAGCGUCUUUGCCGUGUGUGGCCUGGGCCUCCUGGGCAUCGCCGUCAGCACCGACUACUGGCUGUACCUGGAGGAGGGCGUGGUCCUGCCCCAGAACCAGAGCACCGAGAUCAAGAUGUCCCUGCACUCUGGCCUCUGGAGAGUCUGCUUCCUUGCAGGCGAGGAGCGGGGCCGCUGCUUCACCAUAGAGUAUGUGAUGCCCAUGAACACCCAGCUGACCUCCGAGUCCACUGUCAACGUUCUAAAAAUGAUUCGCUCAGCCACACCGUUCCCUCUGGUCAGCCUCUUCUUCAUGUUCAUUGGGUUUAUCCUGAGCAACAUCGGACACAUCCGUCCCCACAGGACCAUCCUGGCCUUUGUCUCCGGCAUCUUUUUCAUCCUCUCUGGCCUGUCUCUCGUGGUGGGGCUGGUGCUCUACAUCUCCAGCAUCAACGACGAGAUGCUGAACAGGACCAAGGACACAGAGACCUAUUUCAACUACAAGUACGGCUGGUCGUUCGCCUUCGCUGCCAUCUCCUUCCUUCUAACAGAGAGUGCCGGGGUGAUGUCCGUGUACCUGUUCAUGAAGAGGUACACCGCCGAUGACAUGUACAGGCCUCACCCCGGCUUCUACCGCCCGCGUCUCAGCAACUGUUCUGACUACUCAGGCCAGUUCCUACACCCGGACGCCUGGGUCCGGGGCCGCAGCCCCUCCGACAUCUCCAGCGAUGCCUCCCUGCAGAUGAACAGCAACUACCCAGCCUUGCUCAAGUGCCCUGACUAUGACCAGAUGUCCUCUUCCCCAUGCUGAGGCUCGCCGCCACCUCCCUCCAUGGACUACGGAUGGCCAGGCAGCCUUCCCAUGCUCCCCUGUCGGUCUGUGAGCCCUAGGCCCUUGGUUGACAGGCCCAGGCUGCCCCAUGCUUAGCUGUUGUCAUUUGACCCCUGUCCUCUCCCUGCUUCCCCUAGAGUAGGUCCAACUACCACAGGAUGGAUAUCAGGAGCCUGGAACCAGCGAGCAAGCUGAUUGGCUGAGAGCAUGGGUGUAGCCCCACCCCCUUGAGUGCCAAUCACUCCAGCAGCUCUCUCCUUUCCUGGGAGAGGUGGGUGUGACGGCUAUGAAUUCAUCCCCGCACACCCAGCUUCAUGGUCCCGGCCAAGGCCAGCUCCGAGAUGCCAAGACCCUUAAAGAGACCCAGCUGGACUUGGGUACUGGCCCUCACGUUCAUGAUCUGGGCCAUUGGGCCAAAAGGUGACUCUGAUGUGAGGUCUGACUGGUUCAGCAUCGUCAAGCAGUGUUCCUCGUGAAAUCCUUUCUCCUUUCUUGUCACCCACAUCCCUGCAUACAACAUGCCUGUCUGUGCUCUCCACCUCCCCUCUGCCCCACAGCCUGUGAAUCUGUUUCCUUCUUCUCCCGGUAGAACUCAGCUGCCCCAGCCUCUGUCCCUAAGGGGCUAAGGGUGGGUCUGAGGCCACUCUCAUGAGUCACAAAGAAGUGUUAAUGGCUGAUGAUGUCUUAAUAUGACUGGCCCCUUGAUAACAGAUUUAACGGGUCUUUCAUGCCUUAACCCAAAGAGGUGACUCUGACCAUGAGAAUUUCAAAAUUUGGCUGGUCCUAGUUAAUGUUACCAAGCACUGUUUCAGGCGCUAGAGAUACUGUCCCUGCUCCAUGAGCACUAUUUUCAGUCCAAAACCCUGAAAUAUAAUCAUGUAGACAGAUGUCUUUACCACCUAAGGAGAAGGCAGCUUUGAAAGAGGCUGCCUGGGACUGGGAGCUGGAUUUGCUGACACCUGAGUCUGAACAAGCCAGACUCAGAAUGAUCCAGCUGCUCUCCUGAGGAUGCCUGUCAGCAUUUGGGGUUUGCCAACUUAAUCCUGAUACAGGGUAGCGUCUGCUCCCUGGGUAUGGGGCAUACAGAUUCCCCAGAAGACGAGGUGGCGUGAUGCCCAUUUUCCUGGUAAGAAACCUGAGCUGGGAGGUAUGUAGCACCUGCCAUGAAGUUCAGAGGGAAACUGGUGAAAGGACCACGGCAGGACGGGACCCCCCUCAGAUCUCCAAGCAUCUUCUCAGCAUUCCCACUUUUGGAUUGGAGGUUUUGAGUAACAGAACAGCGCUGGGCUCUCCGCCGUGUGUUUCUGCCAUGCCAGCUUUUCUCCCUUUCUCUUGCUCUCUUUAAGACAAGUUCUCGGCACAAAAAGCCACCGUGGGCAACACAUGGGCUCUGGAAAGAAAUACAGAAAACUGCAUUUCUGGCCCAGGCAGACUUCGGAAGGGCAAGGCAUUCAUUUGCUUGGGCUUCCACGGGCUGGCAGGCUUAAACCACAGGCAUUUAUUUUCUCACAGUUCUGGACGCCGGAAGUCCGAGAUCCAGGGGGCAGCUGAUUUGAUUUCUCUGAGGCCAUUCUCCUUGGCUUGCAGAUGGCUGUCUUCUCAACGUGUCUCCACAUCGUUUUUUGUUUGUUUGUUUUUUCCUGCCUGCGUGCAUGCGUGCCCCUGGUGCCCACAUACCCUCGUAUAAGGACACCCGUCAGCUUGGCUAAGAACCCUCCCUGAUGCUUCAUUCUGACUUCAUCACCUCCUUAAAGGCCCCAUCUCCAAACACAGCCAUAUUCCAAGCGUGGAGGGGAGGGUCCCAACAUGUGAACAUGGGGCACGUGGGGGGCACAGUUCAGCCCAGACCAGGCAGGCUGCUUCGCCUCUGGAGUAUUCUGCUGAGAGUGGAGGAGACAUGAGAGAUGUGGACUCUGGUCCUUGUUCUGCCACUAUCUCAGCAUGGAUCCUUGGGCAACGCCUUUCUGCUCUGAGGGACUCGGCCUAAACUAUUUCCAAGCUCCCCUCCCUGCCCCAACUCUAACGAUUCAGCCUCAUGGAGAAGCACCACGUGGCCCCCACAUGUGACUUUUCACCCCCUGUCUAUCCCCAACUUCCACUCCGUCGGUACCUGCCGUGACUUGUACUCCCUGGUUCCCAUUUAUAGAUUAAUACGGAAACCACAUUCUUCCCCGUGGCAAAGGACUCACUGAGUGUCCUUGGAGACCAUUAGGUAGCAUUUCCAAAUUGGACAGUUGUUCAGAUGUGCUCAACUCCAAUUUUUGUCAAUGUAAUUAGCUCCUCAAAUGCACUGUUCUCUCCCUAAAGCACUUUUUCUCUGUCACUGUACCAGGUUUGUUUUUGUGCACAUGGAAAAAAAUAGAAUCCACUCCUGAACAAA